Pseudovirgaria hyperparasitica is the source of this 1832-nucleotide messenger RNA. RefSeq lists its product as uncharacterized. Gene Ontology annotation, molecular function: protein binding. NCBI's taxonomy places the organism in Eukaryota, Fungi, Ascomycota, Dothideomycetes, Acrospermales, Acrospermaceae. The transcript has 3 exons. The coding region runs from base 192 to 1784 and encodes 530 amino acids. The record is from RefSeq and is a predicted model, not a curated record.
GUCCUGCUCGCGGCCCUCGUUGAAGAAAUCGGUUUCGUCGCUGUUGAUUCUGACUUCGUCUGCCAUGGCUCAAAAUUGCAUCUCGCUCGAGGGCUCGUCUGCCUGUCCGGCCUUCAGCUCGGCCUCUGUGUCGACAGGGACCAGUAUCACGAAUCUCUUGUAAGACACAUCCAAUUGGACGCUAUGCGAGCAUGGACAAAGUGCUGACGUGCCCCACAGUCCCUUCAUGCAGAACGUUUCAAGUCGGGAACAGUUUGACAACGAUCUCAAGACCUAUGUCGCGUCAAGCUACGCCCAGCAAAAGUACAUCUUUCACCGUCCUGUUUGCGCGCAUCCCUCUAACCACACGUCGCAGGUAUCAGCAGCUUAUUGGAUGCUCCUCUGUCAAUCUCGACAACACCACCGAUCUCUAUGCGCGUUAUACCAACAGUGUAAUAUGUAAUGCUAUCGUUCAAAACUCAAUUGGCUUGUGCGACUCCAGUCGGGACCCAGAGCCACUGUGUGCAGACUCUUGUGCCGAGUACGCCAUCUCAGAACAAGAAAUCUCCGCAAGUUCAGACCUUUGUGGCUCAGCCGGUCCAAACGCCCUUUCUCAGAUACGUGCCGACUUCACAAACUGUGCGCUUCCAGCACGCUCGCUUUCUGGAGGGACCUGUAUCAGUGCUGUCGACAAUGAACCAAAUGACUGCGGCUACGGCAGCAACCUUUCCGGCCUAUGCGGUUUCUGCGGAACCAGCUCCCCAAACGCGACUGAUUCCUGCUGCGUCAAUGCCAAUGCAGAGUCAAGGUGCCAGAAUGUUGACCUGCCAUCCUUCACCUCACUAGAACCGCUCUUCACUACCACCACCAUUGCCCAGCCAACCUCCUCAGCCAGUACCGCACCAGUCGCAAGUGAUGACGGUACUCUAUCAGCAGGUCAGAUUGCCGGGAUCGUCGUGGGCUCAGUCCUAGGAGCUCUCCUCUUGAUGGCACUCAUCAUCUUUGGCUGCGUUCUGCUUCGACGGAGAAAGUCGAACCCACCCAGCAGCAUCUUCAACCAGCCCUCUCCAGCUCGCCGGGGGUCCAGUCGCGAGAAGCCGUUCGGAGAUGGUGCACGCCCUGAAAUGGUUCCUGGCCGUGUUGCUCGCAUGGCAGCACUAGAGGAUGGCUCGACCUCUUCGCGGCCUCGAAGCGACGCUCCAUCCUCUGAGCGUGGCUUCAAAUCAGGUAGUCCUGAUCGUCAUCGCAUCGUUGCUGCCGGUGGCCUGCCACGCCGCAAUGGCUCGCUCUCAAGCCAGUCGGCACUGAACCUCGGCGAGGACCCCAACUCUCCUCAGACGUCUUCCGGCUUUGGCGAUCAGUUCUCCUCACCGGACGCGGUCACAUCUGGUCAAUCAGAGCAGCUGGCCUUCUUCAAGGACUACUACUCCCAAGAUGAAAUCCAUCCGCACGACACAGUAGCGACACUAUGGGCAUACCAGCCACGCGCCAACGACGAGUUUGAACUCGAGCGUGGUGACAUGCUCAAAGUCGUCGGUAUCUGGGAUGAUGGCUGGGCCACGGGUGUAAAGGUGACGGAAAGGGCAGAAGCAUGGGAGAGGAGGCGACAAGAGCAGAGGGACAGUGGUGUCAGCAACGGCGGAGGCCCCAGCCCUGUACCCGCCACCGGCGAGAUCAAAGCUUUCCCACUCGUCUGCGUCUGCUUACCACAGCAUUGGCGGAAGACUAUUGACGGGGACACCACCGGCGAGGCUCCAGACCCCCACGGUGGUAAUGUCCCGCCAAGAACAUCAACACCACCAUAGUCUCCUCUCCGCUUAUGCUAACUCCCCUUCCCAGCGAAAUUCUCUGUG